CUCCAAGGCACCGCAUUCGUUCCACCCGGAGGCAAUCUACAACGGAAUAGGUCGAGGGCUGACGGAACAAUGCGAUGACAUACCGCUCACGGCUGCAAUGGACGCCAAUGCAGCCAACUCCCCCGACCAAGACAUCUCCUCCGGCACCUACAUCCUCCGCGAAUUGAUCAAAGACCUCCCGCUCUCUUCCUCCGACGACGUCCCCGCCCACAUCACCACCGCCGACGCAUGGAACGGGCAUCUCUACAUCGGCACUUCAAAGGGCGAAGUCCUGCACUACGUCUCCCUUCCCCCCGACCCCUCGGAUCCCACCAGCGAAGCGAGCUACAUCUUCGCCUCGCAGCUCCAGCCGCCCUUCACUACCGCGCAAGAGGGCAGAGAUGAGGGUGUCAAGCAGAUCCUGCUGCUUCCGCAGGCAGAAAAAGUGAGCAUACUGUGUAAUGGAACGGUGUCAUUCUACGGUCUGCCGGAGCUGAGUCCAGCGUAUGGAGGGAAGAUCCAACAGGCCAACUGCAGUUGGGUCGGCGGGUUGGAUCUGGACCUGUUCAACGAUGAUCAAGCGUCUGAAGUUACAGCCGCGGAUCCGGUCAUCGUGCUCUGCCUCAAGUCACGCCUUCGUAUGAUCAAGCUUGGGACAGAGGCGGCGCGCAAGAUACGCGACAUUGAGCUCGGCGGGGUUUCCGCUAUUCAGCGACGAGGGGAUUUGGCCUGUGUCGCUGAUGGCAACAUCUACUCGCUCCUGGACGUCAUCAAUCAUCGGAAGAACGACUUGUUUCCCAUAUCGUCACUGAGCGUGCAGGAAGUAGUUGACGAGCCGAAGCCCGCGGGAACCCCUCAAAAGACCUCGCACGGUGCUUCGAGAAGCGUCUCAGCCGCCACUCCUGCACGCCAAACGAUUUCUCACGAACGCAAUGUCAGUGUAGGGGGAGAGUCGAAGUCGAGAGAGGGCUCGCCCUGGCCGGAUCGAAGUUCGUCUCGGCGCAGACCGUCCGUCGCGUCCACGCCGAAACGUGAUGACAGCCCUGCGAAAGCCAUCGAAAAUCCUGCUGCCUCAACCGAAGAACAAACACCCUCUAGACAACCAUCACGGUCGAUCAGUCAGCCCUUGCCACCAAACAUUGUUUCGCCGAAUUCCAACGAAUUUCUCCUCACCACUGGAACAAAUCUCAGUGAUCCUGGUGUGGGUCUGGUCGUCAAUCGCGAUGGCGAUCCGUCUGGUGGGACAAUUGAGUUCAGCAGCUACCCGGAGUCUCUCGUUCUGGAUGGAGUCGGCCAAAGCGCCGAGCCUGACACUCCGGGAGAUUCUACGCCCGAGGGAUACGUACUCGCGGUCGUUCGCCAGAAAGUCGGUGACGGUGUGGUCAAAGCGAUAGAGGUUCAACGCUGGAACAGCGAGGAUUCACACCCGUGGAAAGAAUGGAUCACUGUUGGGUCUUCCGAUGAUGAUGUGGAGAAGACUCAUGUUGGCAUGCGCACAGCUACCACAUCUGCCGAGCUCGUCGUGCCCGAGAUUAGUACCAGCUUACGCCUACGCAGACUGACACUGACCAACGAGUCCUCUGAAGACGAAGACGACAAGCGAAACCAAGAGGAAGACAAGUUCGCUGCACGCUUCAGUCAAGUCUCGGCGAGUGUACUUCUGUACACAAAUGAUCGAGUCAGCUGGGUGACGAAGAAUCCCUUGAUCCUCCACAUGGAACGCCAACUCGCCUCUGCGGUGCAAAACAGCGCGAAUGGCGAGCUUGGCAUCGACGUGCCCGGAGUGCAGACGGUGAUCAACAGCAUUCGCGGCCAGGAAGCACGGACCGAACUCGAGUUCGUCACUCUGACCUACAUCCGGCAGAAAGCAUCCUUAUUGCUCUUUGGCAACUUGGUCUUGCAGACUGUGAAAGGUGUCAAUGCUUACGAGCGCGACAAGCGGUUUGCAGAGGAGGCGCUCGUCGUGGGCGAUAUCGAUCCGCGGGUGAUACUAUCACUGGUGCCGAUUCUGAAGGACGAAAUCAAGCACGGCAAAGAAGGCAUCUGGAUUGCUCAAGGCCUGCGCGACACCGUCACUAUGCUACAGCGACACUGCGAGCCCGACAGCAUUGUCACAGACCACAACGGACCAUAUGGAGAAAACAUCCUCGCGAUCAUCAGACAGUAUUUCUUCACUUUGCGACAGAAAAAGGGCUUUGGCAGCGUGAGUGACGAAGCCCACGUCUUCCAAACAGUUGACGCCACGCUCCUUCACAUCCUACUGCUGCUCGAUCAGGAUAGUCCACGAGGGGUCGCAACGCCAGGAGAGCCAUCCAUUCGCGCCGAGCUUAACGACCUCGUAGAUCGCGGCGUAGACUGCUUCGACCGCGCGGUGCAGCUCUUCGAACAAUUCCAUCGGUUGUACAUGCUCAGCCGUUUAUAUCAGAAAAAGAAGCUCUCCGCCCAAGUCCUCGCAACCUGGAAACGAAUCCUCGAAGGAGAGGAAGAUGCCGGUGGCGAGCUCGUUGACGGCGAACACGAUGUCCGCCGCUACUUGAGUCGGAUUCGAGAUCGCAGUCUCGUGCAGGAGUAUGGUGCCUGGCUGGCGCAGCGAAAUCCAAAACUUGGCGUGCAAGUCUUUGCAGAGGAAGACAGCCGAGUGAAAUUCGAGCCGGCCGAAGCAGUCUCGAUUCUGAAAGAGAAAGCGCCCGGCGCGGUAAAAGACUACCUCGAACAUCUCGUCUUCGACAAACACCACGUGCAGUACGUGAACGACCUCAUCACCUUCUACCUCGACACCGUGCUCGCCGAGCUGGAAAAGCCAGAAGGCGAAGCAAAGUCUACCCUCCUUCAAUCCUACGAAACGUAUCGCGCCCUCAAACCCCCCAAACCAACCUACAGACAAUUCAUCACCGAUAACGCCCUCGACGCCGAAUGGUGGCGGAAUAGACUACGUCUGCUGCAACUAAUCGGAGGCAGCCACGGCGCAGCAUCGAAGUACGACGUGCACAGUCUGCGCGAGCGCCUGGCACCCUACAGCAGCGAACUGGUACCCGAAAUGAUCAUCCUGAACGGACGCGAAGGCAAACACGAAGAAGCCUUACGCCUCCUGACGCACGGAUUGGGAGACUACGACACGGCGAUCCGAUACUGUCUGCUCGGCGGCUCGAGCAUCUUCCACCCCUCGUCCGGGCUCGCGGCAGCAGAUCAACCCAUCCUCCCGGAAAAAGAAGAACAAGCGCAUCUCUUCGAAGUGCUGCUCCUGCACUUCCUUCAACUCGAGGACGUCAGCGAUCGCCUGGAGCGCACGGCGGAACUACUCGAGCGUUUUGGCGGGUGGUUUGAUGUUGCAAAGGUGCUGGAGUUGAUACCCGAUGGGUGGAGCGUGGAGUUGGUUUCGGGGUUUUUGGGCAGUGCGCUGCGCGCGCUGGUGCGGGAGAGGAAUGAGACGGUGGUGGUGAAGGCGCUGGUCGGCGCGCAGAAUUUGAAGAGGAGUGUGGAGGUCGUGGAGAAGAUUGAGGCGCUGGGGCCGGUGGUUGUUAUGGCUGGUGAGCAGGGGGUGGUGUGAGCUGGGUUGGGUCGUACCUUCCCACAUGGAACUCGAUUAUCGCACCUUCCUCGUGCAAUGCUAGGGAGAUUGCAUGUGAUGAGUCGGCGGCGAGCUCUUGGCACGCACGCUUUCAUAAGGUAAGGUAUUCAGACAUCAUCGUCUUUUCAACCUCUACUACGAUUUCCUGAGCCUCUCAUCCGUUGAGCCUCUCAUCACCCGAGCCUCUCAUCACCCGAGCCUCUCAUCACCCGAGCCUCUCAUCACCCGAGCCUCUCAUCACCCGAGCCUC
Messenger RNA from Neohortaea acidophila, 3797 nucleotides. Its product is annotated as TGF beta receptor associated protein. Gene Ontology annotation, biological process: endosomal vesicle fusion; vesicle-mediated transport; autophagy. The record is from RefSeq and is a predicted model, not a curated record. Gene Ontology annotation, cellular component: cytoplasm; fungal-type vacuole membrane. The transcript is spliced from 2 exons. The coding region runs from base 98 to 3526 and encodes 1142 amino acids. NCBI's taxonomy places the organism in Eukaryota, Fungi, Ascomycota, Dothideomycetes, Mycosphaerellales, Teratosphaeriaceae.